AUGUCAGCAGACAAGAAUUACUCUGUGCGAAAAGUGACGCGUCUAUGCAACAUGGAGCGGCAACCGGGCCUAGAAGAAGAAUGGGUCGAAGACAAGGAAUUGAGAAUAUGCAAACGGAGGGAGCGUGUGGAGACGAGGAUCCAGGAACUCAGAGCCCCGCCGAAGCCGAAGACUCCGACCCCACCCCCAGAGGUAUCUCACACGGAGGCCCAAUUACAGCAGAGUGCAGAAGGAAUUCGCUCCGUGCUGGCCAACAGCUCCGCCUUCGUGACCAACGUUCACCUGGCAGCCAUCUCCAGGGAAAAAGAGCGACGCCGGCAGCACGAGGAGGAAGAAGCGACUCUGGAAAAAUCCCUCGAUGAAGUGCAUCGCGACUGGAAGAAGAGAUUGGAGGAGAUCCAUUCGCGAUGGGAGUCGGCCGAACGGAUGUCGAGCGCCGAGGAGCUCCGGUUGCUGCUGGCCUCUCAACAAGCGGCCACCGAGGAACUACUCUCGGAGCGAAAGCAGCAGCUGGAGCACAUGCACCAGAAGAUGGAGGAGGACCUGGAGGCCUACGAGACGAGCGUGGGGAAGGACACGGAGGUGUUCGCCCUCCUGACGGCCCGGAUGAGGAAGCAGUACGGGCUGCUCCUCACCCGAUAUCGCAGCGAGGCGCUCAAAAUCCAGGAGGCGAUCCGUAAGGACCAGGAAGAGAUGGGGGCGAAGCAGGAAGAGGAGUUCCGCCAAGAGUUCCAUAGGGUCCAGCAGAAGGAAGAGAGAAACCUGGAGAAGAGGUUGGAACUGGACGAGAAUCGCUUUCGCGCCUUCUGCCUCGGCCGGGAGGAGCGCGAGGAGGCCACGAGGAAGGCCAAGGACGAUCUCGACCGACAGAUCCACGAGAUGAGAGAGCGAGUGGAGGAAAGGAAAGCGGCCUCCGUCCUCUAUGCGGAAAAGCUGGACUACGCGCUGCACGUCCUCAAGAGACGGGAGGCCGAGGCCAAGCUGCUCAAGGCUGACCUCAAAAGGACCAACAAC
Messenger RNA from Darwinula stevensoni, 1014 nucleotides. Lineage: Eukaryota; Metazoa; Arthropoda; Ostracoda; Podocopida; Darwinulidae. The record is from the annotation of a GenBank genome assembly.